This is a messenger RNA of Diaporthe batatas, 1500 nucleotides long. RefSeq lists its product as uncharacterized. NCBI's taxonomy places the organism in Eukaryota, Fungi, Ascomycota, Sordariomycetes, Diaporthales, Diaporthaceae. The coding region runs from base 1 to 1500 and encodes 499 amino acids. The record is from RefSeq and is a predicted model, not a curated record. The transcript has a single exon.
AUGCCUCGCCUCAGAGAUCUUGCCCAUCGCCGCGAAUCUUCUGCGCGACGCAAUAAUAACACUAAUAACUCUGGGACAGCGGCCGAGACAGGCUCUGGUGCCGCACUAGUGCGCGAAGACGAGCACCCACGAAGCCCAGAACAAGAGGCUGAACAUGGCGUCAAGUUCUUCAGCGAGCUAGGGUGUCCUAGGCAAGACGAGCCCAUUCCUGCGCUGCGCUUGCUUGCGUGGAGGCGCAGGACCAUGACCAUGGAAGACUACUACAAAAUCGACUGGAAAAAAGAAAUCAAUUUGCAAUACUUCCUACGAUGCGUUGAGCCUGAGGCUUGCUUUCUUGAUUUUCCCCGCAAGAAUUGGCCAGUUCCGAUUGCAUGUCCCAAACACAGCGUGGGGACGGACGUGAUGUGGCGCCGGUACCGCGAGGAAAUCAGAGAACGAGCGGAUGCCAUUUUCGAGGCCGAGAAAAAGGAGAGAGAGGCAGCAGAGGCGCAGGAAUGGGCGGAAGAAUGUGCUCGCAUUGAACGUGCCAUCGCCGAGCGUCCUACCUUGUGGAUGCGGGACAAGCUCUGGGAGCCGGUGGGGCCAGGCGUCGCCCGCAUCAGUGGCUCUUUGUUGAAAGACGUGGCCACUUUCUUCUGCGACUGCGAUAUCAGGAUCGAAGAGGACAACCUCGUGACCAUAAACCGCAGCUACAAGAAGGAGGGCCGGGAGAUUGUCGCCCUGAUACAGGAUGAGAGUGACGAAAUCAUGUGGUCCACGGCAACGCAGGUCCAGAUGAAGAUAUCCAUCGACAAAUUCCGCCAGCCACGUCAUGUGGAUAAUAUGGAGCACCCUGGCCACGCGGCCGUGCGCAACCCGAAUGGACGGUACGGGAAUGCCAUGUGUGCGGUUAUCCUAUAUCUCGGAGAGACAGGCCAGCCGGCCCCCCAGCAGAUCGACGACAAGUGCUGCUACUGGCUCUACUGUGCGUAUGGGUUCAGGAAUCCGGAUCUAUCGAAGAUUGGAGAGCUGGCCUCUUUCCGCAUGGUGAGGCUUCCCAAAGUCUCACAUCACGGUAGUAUUGACUUGAUGGCGCGCUUCGGUUUGAAAAUGGGAAAGAAGAGAACCAAAGCCUUCUCCGACGGUUUCCAUUACAAGGUCAAGAAGUUGGAGGUGACUUCUGCGAAAUGGGAUGGCUUUUUGAAGUGGGUUGAGUUACCGAGAAGGCCAGCGGGCUCCAUCGACCUCUGUGACGAUCCUGGUGUGGACGAUUCUAGUGAAGAUAGUCCUGGUGACAAGGAUCCUGGUGACGAUAAUGCUGGCGAGGACGACCCCAUGGAGGACACAGGGAGUGAGCAUGCUCACGACCCAGACCCUGAUCUUUCUUAUUUGGUCGACUUGAACCUGCCCGACGAAGAUGAAGUCGAGGACGAGGAUGAAGAUGACAAUCGGCCACAAUGGCCAAUCCCCGGCAGGAAAAGCAACAUCCCCCGCCACCUUAGGAGAGGAGGAAAGGCCUGA